This is a messenger RNA of Spodoptera exigua (beet armyworm), 933 nucleotides long. The record is from the annotation of a GenBank genome assembly. Lineage: Eukaryota; Metazoa; Arthropoda; Insecta; Lepidoptera; Noctuidae.
AUGGGCAAAUGCGAGCUUUUGAUUUUCGUCGCUUUCGCUGCUCUGGCAUGCUGUACAGAGGUUGAGGAUGCGGAGCAGAAGAAACGUAAUGCUGGGAAGGCAACGAGUUUGAAUGCUAUUCCAACAGGGGCUCAGAAGCAAGACUAUACAUAUAGCAUUUACACACAGAAUCCUAGUUCACAGAGCGGCUCGACGAGUCCGACGUCUUAUCAGUCUCAAGUGCCAAAUUCAUUUUACCCGAGUCAGGCGAGUAGUCAGUAUUACUCGUCACCGAACACACAGAGCGAGUCAUCACCAUCUUCCUCGUAUACCCAGCAGCAACCUCAAAUCAACCUGCUGCCACCACCGACCACUUCACAAUUCGUGCCAUUGAACUUCGUACCAAAUCCCGGCUACCAGUCAAAAUACCAAUUAGUACCAUCCAAAUCAAAUGGAAAUAUCCAGUUGACUUUCCUGCAACAGCCGACUAGUUAUCCUACGCAGCCUAUUGUGCCUUAUGCCCCUCAACUCUUUUCUCCUGCUCCUACUAAUCAAAUAAGUCCUCAUCAGACUACUUUGAUUAAUCCUUUGCCUCAGGGUCACUACAACGUGCCCAACUAUCAGCCUUUACAGCUUGGAGGAUCCUACUUAGGUCAACCAUCUACAAUGCUGCUCUUUGCUCAACCAAACCCGUCUCCAUACAAUAACCUUCUAUACCAGAAUCCAGUUCAGAGUUUCUAUAAUUACUAUCCAACUAAUGCUCAGAGUAAGUAUAAUGUCCAGUACGUGCCUCAAGGAUCGACGACUGAGUAUGAAAAGUUACAAGGCCCGGUGUCUCAAACUGUUCCGAAGGAGGAUAAUGAUAUUGGCCACAGCAGUGAGUAUUCUUCAUCGUCUGAUUCCAACUCAUACAAGAACGCGUAUUCGGCAAGUCGUAAUUAUGCUAAACUAUAG